This is a messenger RNA of Hyla sarda, 2195 nucleotides long. It is a transcript of the gene RAB12, whose product is annotated as RAB12, member RAS oncogene family. The record is from RefSeq and is a predicted model, not a curated record. The coding region runs from base 294 to 1067 and encodes 257 amino acids. Gene Ontology annotation, biological process: cellular response to insulin stimulus; protein localization to plasma membrane; protein secretion. NCBI's taxonomy places the organism in Eukaryota, Metazoa, Chordata, Amphibia, Anura, Hylidae. The transcript is spliced from 6 exons. Gene Ontology annotation, molecular function: GTPase activity; GTP binding. Gene Ontology annotation, cellular component: endosome; trans-Golgi network transport vesicle; synaptic vesicle.
AUCCCGAUAACAUUCUGCCUCAUGUGGACCCAUAAUGGUGCAGCUGUCUGUGUGAAUAGUGUUGUAGCCCAGUACACGGUGCCGGGAGUCUUCCUCAUCCAUAGAGGGAGCCUACUAUCCUGCACACAGCUCAGUGCACUAUGUACAUCUCCAGGCCGUUUCCUCUCACACAUUUCCGGGUGGAGCGCAGGAUUCCCCCAGUGACCGCCGCCAGGACACACCGGCCUGUAUCCCGGGCAGGAGCCUGUGUGUGACGUGAGGCCGCUCGGUGUGAACACGGUUCGGAUGUGUUAAUGGAUUCCAGGCCCGGAUACCACAGGGGGCUCGGGGGCGGCGGGGGGAGCAGCAAUCACAUCUCAUAUGGCGGCGGCGGCGGCUCCUCGGCCUCCAGCUCCCCGGCUCUAACGGGCGCCCAGGGCCGCAGGAGGAAGCAGCCUCCCCGGCCGGCGGACUUUAAGCUGCAGGUUAUCAUUAUCGGCUCCCGGGGAGUGGGCAAGACCAGCCUGAUGGAGCGGUUCACGGACGACACCUUCUGCGAGGCGUGCAAGUCCACCGUGGGUGUUGACUUCAAAAUCAAAACAGUAGAAUUAAGGGGAAAGAAAAUUCGGUUACAAAUAUGGGACACAGCUGGCCAGGAGCGCUUCAACAGUAUUACUUCAGCCUAUUACCGAAGUGCCAAGGGUAUCAUAUUAGUCUAUGAUAUCACCAAGAAAGAGACUUUUGAUGAUUUACCAAAAUGGAUGAAGAUGAUUGAUAAGUAUGCGUCUGAGGAUGCAGAACUCCUUCUAGUUGGAAAUAAGCUGGACUGUGAAGUUGACAGAGAACUCUCUCGGCAACAGGGAGAAAAGUUUGCACAACAGAUAACUGGGAUGCGGUUCUGCGAAGCAAGCGCCAAGGACAACUUUAAUGUAGAUGAAAUCUUUUUAAAGCUGGUUGAUGACAUAUUGAAAAAGAUGCCCCUGGAUAUAAUGCGGAAUGAGCUGUCAAACAGCAUCUUAUCUCUUCAGCCGGAGCCGGAAGUCCCCCCAGAGCUCCCUCCACCUCGACCACCUGUCCGUUGCUGUUGAUUUUCUCCUGACAUAGCAGGACCAAGACACUCAGUCCCUGCGUCCUGUGAUACAAUCAUUAGGAAGCUCCCACUUUGCACUUGUUUCUCAGUAAAAUAUGUAAAUAUGUAAUCAACAAGUAAAGGUUUUAAGUUUGCAUUUCUUCCUCCUGCCCCCGGGAGCAAUGGUUCAGAGUCAGCAAUAUGAAUGGACUCUGGAUGGGGAGUAUUGGCCCAUCUUUUCUAAGCGCUGUACUGCAGUGGUUCCUGCAAAGCACUUUAUUUCAGGCUCCACUAGUUGUGUAGUAUCUAGUGUUGGAUUCAUAGUGUUUUCAGCUCAGAAGUUUGGUUUCUCAGUUACCAAUCUCUUUUGUAUUUUUUUAUUGUAUCUAGACACAUAUAUAUAUGGUGCUUUGCUAAUUGUAUUAUCACUCCAAAAUAUUUAACUAUUUAAGGUUUCCAAUAAAAAAAAUGCUUCCAUAUACAGUAUUAUAUUUAGUUUAUUAAACAGUGCAAUUUUAUUUUUAAUUAUAGCAAUAGUUGAUUACUGGACCUACAACAAGCAUUAAUGUUCGCUCCAGUAAUAUUUAUUAAUGCCUAAAUAGCUUGAAGGACAUUUUUUUUUUCUCCUUUAGUUUUACUAGAGUUACAACAUGAAUGGCCCAUGCCCCCUUCUGUUCUCUCUAAUGCUCCUUGCACAGGAUUCGUGUGCUAUUAAGGCACCCUGAACAAGCAUAGCAAAGUAUGUGGUUUAUGAACUCUUCUGGAAACUUCAUUGCGCACACCCUUUAAUGGGCUCACUGGGAAGUAAUGCCUGACAAGGCUGCUAGAAAACGCAGCAUACUGUUCUAUUUGGACAUGGAGAUGAAACUGACAUUUUUUAUUAUUAUUAGUAUUCACCUACUAAUCCGUACGUUUAACCUUGCCACAUUAAAUUUUUUUGUGGGGGGAGGGGGGGUGGCAAAGUAUGACAUGACACCUAAAUGGCACAUACUGUUUUAAUGAUGAUGGUUUUGUGAAUUACAUAUUUGAUAUCUCUAUGCACUGUGUAAUGCAGAUAUGCAUUUGGAUAAAUGUGUGUCAUUGUGGUAUUGGAAACAAGAUAGUAUUUCUAACUAACGAAGUGAAAAAUAAACCUUUUUUAUUUAUG